Messenger RNA from Acaromyces ingoldii, 714 nucleotides. RefSeq lists its product as hypothetical. The transcript is spliced from 6 exons. The record is from RefSeq and is a predicted model, not a curated record. NCBI's taxonomy places the organism in Eukaryota, Fungi, Basidiomycota, Exobasidiomycetes, Exobasidiales, Cryptobasidiaceae. The coding region runs from base 1 to 705 and encodes 234 amino acids.
AUGUCGCGUCUUCUCUCCCUUGCCUCUUUAGCCUUUCUCCUUUUGUUGCCGCUUGUCACCGCCUUCGAAGUCGUUUUCCCGGGCGGUAAGGCAGGUGGCUACUGGGUCUCAAACGCCACCAAUCUCCUGCGCUGGACCAACAAUGGCUCUGAGUCUCAGCUCUUCUCAGUCGAGCUUCUCAACGCCAAUUCCUCGAGCCUUAACGGCAACUUCCAGAUCGCCAAUGCCUUGCCCUCGGCGAACCAGACAGCUGUGAUUGUCCUCGAUAUGAUUCCGGCUGGCACGUACAGGCUCCCCUUCGUCAACCCGAACAACUACACGCUCAACAAGCCUGAGCUCUACUACACUUCGCCCGAAUUUGAGAUCAAAAAGGCCGGCACCUCGCCCUCGCCUGCCCUCAAUGACUCGAGCGUCUCUGGGCCAGUCAUUGCUCCAACCCCCACUACCAGCGCUCCGGCUUCUACGACGACCUCACCGUCGACGCUCGGCACCACGUUUGGCACCAACAACACGGAAAAGUCGCCCACUGCUACCACCACCACUGUUGCGCCUCUUUCAGCCUCGCCAAAUAGCAACACGUCGAACUCUACGGCGUCUUCCAGCAACCGUGGAGGGCAGAAGGAGAACGCCUCCCUCAGGAUGUGGGUCGAUGUGCUCGCUCUGGGCACCUCGGUUGUGAUCGCUGGUCUCAUUUCCGUGCUCUGAUGACGGUCC